Messenger RNA from Meloidogyne enterolobii, 465 nucleotides. The record is from the annotation of a GenBank genome assembly. Lineage: Eukaryota; Metazoa; Nematoda; Chromadorea; Rhabditida; Meloidogynidae.
AUGGCACUGUCGAAUAAAGUAUUAAUUUAUGGAGGACGUGGGGCACUUGGGAAAGAAUUGGUUGAUUUUUUUCGAUCAAAAAAUAUUUGGGUAUUGAAUGUGGAUAUGAGCGAAAGUGAAGCAGCUAAUUCAAAUGUACUUGUUGACCCACUCCAAUCUUGGGUGGAACAAGAAAAGAAUGUUUUGAAUGGUGUUGAAUCCGUACUUAAUGGAGACAAGCUUGAUGCUAUUUUAUGUGUAGCAGGAGGUUGGGCUGGAGGGAAUGCUUCCAACAAAGAUUUUAUUAAAAAUGCGGACUUGGUUUGGAAGCAAUCUGUUUGGACUAGCUCGAUAUCUGCUAAAAUUGGGGCAAAAUUUCUCAAACCUUCGGGAUUGCUACAAUUCACUGGAGCGGCGGCGGCGGUUCAAGGAACACCAGGGAUGAUUGGUUAUGGAAUGGCUAAAGGUGUGGUAAAAAUAAUUUAA